Anas platyrhynchos (mallard) is the source of this 12430-nucleotide messenger RNA. The record is from RefSeq and is a predicted model, not a curated record. Lineage: Eukaryota; Metazoa; Chordata; Aves; Anseriformes; Anatidae.
ACAGGAGAAUGAAAACGUGGUUAUUCCACAGAAGCUAGGAACUUAAAACAUGUCCAAAACAAAAUACCAAAUGCUAUGGAAACUAAUGUCAACUCACUGUAUUAUUCCCAGAUGCUGUUCUGAUGAUCAGCUCUAGUUAAAAUACUUGCGUAUUUUUAUUGAAAGAUUAGAAGUGAGGAUUAUGUGGCUCUGAUGCUGAGGUUAUGCCAAAGUAUGUAGUGUGCGUGUUCUUACAUACCAGAAUGAGAAAGAGUAAGCAUUGGCAUUAGCCUGUGAAAAGUAUGUAUUGCACAAAGGGAUAUCCUGUGGUAAUCUGAAAGAAAAAGGAAAGUAAAGCUAUUAGUGGAACUCAUUGCUGCAGGCUAUUGUGGAAUCAAAUAGAUCAGUCUAAUAUCAUGAUGCUUUAAUGCUUUUGAUUUAUGGUAUGAAAUCAUUUAUGAGAGAACUAAACAUCCCCUGCUUAAAAAAAAAAUAAUAAUAAAAAAAAUAAAAAUAACAACAAAAAACACUAGGUGACUUCUAAGAGGCUCCCCUUAUUCUGCAACAUCAAGCAUUGGCUAUCUUCAGAGCCAGGAUGGAGCUGGGCUACCUCACUGGGAACAGUGGGCACCUCUCCCUGUGAAAAUCCCUGAAAUUUGCAAAUUGAGGAUCACCUUACCCACUUUGUUCAGUAGUUGGUAUUCUCUAGAAGUGUAAGACAGAUUAGUGGCAAGAAAAGCAUAUUGUGUGCUUGGGAACACGCUGCUAAGGAAGAGCAUGAGAGUUGAAGAAGGAUAUUCCAGAUGGGGAAGCACGGCUCCCUGAAGGACUGCUGAGGAGUCUCGAGAGACUUGCAUUGAAGGGAUGAGGGAGUUUUCCAUAAGAAAUAGGAAAGUUUGUCUGGGAAGACCGAAGUGAGCAUUUUGUAGUGCUUCUAGCCUGAUUGUUUUACCAUUCUACAGAGAGUUUUAAAGGUUAUGGGAUGUGAAAGGCUAUGUUUCCUUGAUGUUUUAAAUAUCUCCAGCCAAAAUUAUCUCCUCCUUAAACCCAUGAAAAAUGCUUCCUUGCAAAUUUAGAAGAGGCUUUUUUUUAUUAUUUUUAUUUUUAAUUCUAGUUAUCCAAAGCCUGAAAUUUGCUUGUGUGUGCAUUGAGAGCCCAUAACAUACCUGAUCCAUAGAUGCAUGUGUUUCAGAGCCACUGGUUGCCCAGGGACAGACAUUCAGCUGCAGCACCUCAACCUCCUACAGAGAUAGAAAACUCCCUAUCAGUUUGAGAGUGCUUCUGCAGGACCCUUCUGGCUAUCUGUGAUUGAAAGUAGAAGAAAUGCUGAGAAUCCGGGAAAUUACUGUGAAGGCAAAAACUUGGGAACUGUUUGUUUUUUGUUUUUUUUUUUAUAACUGAAAUUUUAUCUGAAGAAGGAUUGCUUGCUCAAAGCAGUGCAAAAGGCAGGUGGAGAAAUAGGCAGGCAAAAGCCACGUGGGAUAGACCAUGUGUUGGCUUAGUUGGCAUUUAACUAAAAUUAAGAUAAGGUUGGUAACCUUCAAUUUCCUCGGUUGCUUGAAUCCAUUCAUAGCCUUUUUGUCCAUAAGUAAAUGAAGCAAGAGGGCAGGAUGCUUUAGAGAUGUGUAUUAUCAGCAUUGUUUAUGGGGAAGAGCUGUACAGCUUAGGUGCUCCAUUUCCAUUAUCCCUUCCAGCUCUCUAGUGAAGUUGUCGUUCCUCUGUGCAGACUGGUUUUAGGUAAUUCUGGGCAAAGAGCAUUAAAUCAGUAUCUGAUGAAGGCACUAAUGUGUACACCGCAGGUUGCAGCCUCGGUGCCUUCAUUGACAAGGAUCUCUGCAGUUCCUACUUUUUCUUAUGUUUCCAUGUAUAUUUACUUGCACCUUGGAGAGCAGGGGCUUAAAGGAAGUGGGAAAUGUCUGUCUGAUGGGUAACAGUAUAUUUUUAAUGAUUUUGCAUGCACUUAAAACCACUUCUGCCAACAACAACCACAUGAGUGAGUGUUAGCAGGAAACUCUUUGCAUGAAAUGUGCAAACAAAGGAGCCCUCUUGCUAGAUCCUGUCCUGCAGCUCAGAUAGUGCAACCAGCUACUGCAAGCUGGCCAAGCCCAUCUUAUCUACAACAACUUUCCUUCCUUCAUGGCUUUUCUUCUCCAACACUAGAGACCUUUCUGUUCUUUAACCCAGCGUUAUCUUUAACUAUUUCCUACCCCUUAAUUCACUUUUUGUAACCUGUCUUCUUACAGGUCUAGCUCCAGCUUUUCUCUUUCAUUGCUAAAGGCGUUAGUCAUCUAUCAGCCAGCUUUCACCUUUUUGCCACCUUUUCUUGCUGUUGUCUUUCUGUAUUUCUCCAUCCUUGUCAGACUUUCUUAGGCAGUCACAUUCUCAAGACUGGAAGGAUUUAUUCCUGAUCCUACCUCAGUUUCAGUUCUCAGUGCUUUCUGCUGCCUUCUUAGCUAUUUCUCUGUCAAUUGUCUCAAACAUUGCCCACUCUGUACUGCUUCAUACUUUUUUUUUUUGCCCAAAUACUCCAGUGACAUCAAUUCAAGGGGCCUUUCUUCCCUCACAUGUGCUUCCCUCUAGCAUGCACUGCACUCACAGCCUUCUCACCGUAUCUGUUCCCAACAUCCUCCAGUAGCUCACUUUUAUUGCUCUUUUGUCCUUUGUUUGUGACAAUAGCCAAGUCUUGAGGCAGGAAAUACACUAUGUGCUGUAAACCAUGGUGGGUAUUUGUAGUUCAGAAGAUGCAUGUUUGCAUAAAGUUUGUGGCCAAGUUCUUUCUACAACUUGUUUUCAGAUUUCAAAAUUUGCUUAUUCUUAGUUACUGAGACAUCUUUCAAAAGUUUCUUCAUCAAGAUGAAUAUAAGAUUCUGUCUGUAGCAGGAUUUCAAUGUAAAAUCUUAUAACAGUUUUUGAGCUGGUCUGGUAGACAUUCUAGGGUCAGCUGUUGUCUUUGAUGGUUAAAAUUCUAUGAGAAUUUGUUCUCUCUUUAAAAAAAAAACACUAAUGGGAUGAUAAAUGCAUUUAAGAAGGUCCGUAUCACUUUUUGCCUAUUGAGGCAAUACUCUUUCUAUUUAGUCUUAAGUAUUUUUAAUUAUAUGAUUUUCCACAUAAUUUUCAUUGUUUUAGAAUUUCCUUCCUUGCUUAUUUUGGCUUCUUUAAUUGAAAAAAAAAGCUUUGAAUUCCUGAAGCUCAGUCCUAUUAUCCACACGCAGCUCCCAUGAACAAGGAGUCUUUUCCUUGUUUAUUUAACCAGCCAUAUCAAUGGGAACAGAGCCCCAUUUGGAAGAUCCUGAAUUCCCUUCAGUCUCCCACCCUGUCCUAUACAAGGAGCCCCUGUGAACACAGUGCUUGUUCUCUUGUUAUAUAAUCUGGCAAGUAAAUUGUAGUGGAUACUAACAGGACUUUAUUUGGAUCAAAUUUCACCCACUUAGUUUUGUAACCAAAAUCAAGAGAAAUGUUGCUCACUGUGUUUAGCAGAUUUAACCUGUUAGAGACUGGAAGAAGACAGAAUACUCUCAAGCAAAUUUAAAACUGAAUAUGAGAUGAAAAGCAAAAAAAUAAGCUAAUUAGUGACCCUGGUCUGUUGUUUUUAGUGUUAUCUCUUUGUACCAAUGUUUUUUCAGACAGGAAAAGCCAGUAUCUGGAGUACUGUGGGCUUUCAUACUUUGUCUACUGUAGUUGCUGAAGACCAGGGACUUUUUCUGCCCUAUGAAGUAUUGGUUCAAGAACAUUCAGGCCCUGUAUUCCCCACAGCAUUGAGGCACAGUUCUGCUCAAGCUUCCUGAACCUCAUACAGUUGGCCUCAGCACAUCAGUCCAGCCUAUCCAGAUCCCUCUGCAGAGCAGACCAACACUGCUGCCCAACUUGGUGUCGUCUGCAGACUUACUGAGGGUGUUCUUGAUUCCCUUGUCUAGAUCAUUGAUAGAGAGAGAGAUUAAAGAGAACUGGGCCCGGUACUGAGCCCUGGGGUACAGCACUUGUGAUUGGCCUCCCACUGGAUUUAACUCCUUUCACAACAACCCUUUGGGCCUGGCCACCCAGCCAUUUUUUCACCCAACAAAUCUUAUGCCCAUCCAAGUCAUGAGCAGCCAGCUUCUUCAGGAGAACAGUGUGGGAAACAGCAUCAAAAACUUUACUAAAGUUUAGGCUGACCACAUCCACUGCCUUUCCUUCAUCCACUCAGCAGGUCACCUUGUCAUAGAAGGAGUUAAGCUUCACCAAGCAGGACGUGCUGUUCAUGAAUUCAUGCUGGGAUCUACCCUGGGCCUGAUCACUUGGUUGCCUAGUAUGUGCUGUGUGAUGGUCCUCAAGAUGAUAUGCUUGAUCUUGAUGGUCUUGAUCUGAUGAUCAAGAUGACCUUUCCCUGUCACUGAAGUCAGACUGACAGGCCUAUAAUCUUCCAGGUCCUCCUUCUGGCCCUGCUUGUAGAUGGGUGUCCCAACUGGAACCUCCCUGGAUAGCCAGGACUGCUGAUAAAUACCAGAAAGUGGCUUGGUGAGCACUUCUGCCCAGCUCCCUCAGUACCCUUGUGUGGACCCCAUCUGGCCCCAUAGAUUUGUGUACGUCUAAAUUAGCAGGUCACUAACCUUUUCCUCUUGGAUUAUGAGGGCUUCAUUCUGCUCCCUGUCGCUAUCUACCAGGGGACUGGGUACCUGAAGAACAACUGGUCUUGCAGCUAAAGACUGAGGCAAAGAAGGCAGAAAGUACCUCAGCCUCUUUCUCAUUCUUCAUCACCCUGUCUCCCCUCAUAUUCAAUAAAGGAUAGCAAUUCUCCUCAAUCCUCUUUUUGUUGUUAAUGUAUUUAUAGAUGUAUUACAUAGAAAUACAUAAUAAUGUAUUUAUUGUCUUUAAUGGCAGUAGCCAGAUUAAGCUCUAUCUGGGCUUUGGCCCUUCUACUUUUCUCUCUUCAUAGGCUUGUGACAUCUUCAUAGUCCUCUUGAGUGGCCUGCUCCUUCUUCCAAAGGUCAUAAACCCUCUUAUUCUUGAGUUUCAUCCUAGUUCUCUGUUCAGCCAAGCUGUUUCCUUUCCCACUGGCUUAUAUUUUGACACGUGGGGCAGCCCACUCCUGCGCCUUCAAGAUUUCCUUCUUGAAGAAUGCCCAGCCUUCCUGGACUCCCUUGUUCUUCAGGACUGCCUCCCAAGGGACUCCACCAACCCGUCUCCUACACAGGCUGAAGUCUGCCCUCCAGAAGUCCAGGGCAGGCAGUUCUGCUAACCCCACUCCUUACUUUUACAAGAAUCAAAAACUAUUAUUUCAUGAUCGCUGAGCCCAAGAUGGCCUCCAGCCUCCACGUCACCCAUGAGUCCUUCUCUGUUCUGAAGCAGGUCCAGCAGGGCACUGUCCCUUGUUGGCUCUCUCACCAGCUGUGUCAGGAAUUUAUCUUCCACACACUCCAGAAACCUCAGACUGUUUCCUCUCUGCUAUGUUGUAUUUCCAGCAGACAUCUGGCAAGAUUGAAGUCCGCUACAAGAACAAGGGCUAGCAAUCAGUGAGACUUCUCCCAGCUGCUUACAGAAUAUUUCGUCUGCCCACAGACUUCCAAAAGGAAGCUAGAGGAUCCCUUGAAGCUGGAUGUUGAGAGGGAGGAGAUCAGAUCCUACCUGACAGACAGCCUCUGGCACAGAGGCAAGGGAGAGAUCUGAGGCCCCUUUAGGAGCUAGAAAGGAUAAGCUCCUAAAUGAUGGAGCUUACUUGGUGUUUGUGAGAUGUGUGCUGGGUUAUGGCAUUUUCCACUGGGAACUCUUGGAGCUGAGAUCACCACAUGGGGCAUGUUCUGGGGAUAGAUGGUUGCAUCUUCCCCGAGCAGCUGGAGUGCACGCCAGGGGGCUCUGCAUCUGCCCUGCAGGAAUUUUCAAAGUGAAAACUGAGACCUGUAGGAAAAGUUAAAAAUAACGUGUGAUGCAGUAAAGAAUGGGGCAAGAAAAGAAACAAAGAAAAUAGGAGGACAGGUAAAGUGAAACGUGUGGGCUGCAGCUAAAUAUGCAGUGUUGUUCCCGCUUGCGCAGGCGGCUGACGCGCAGCUCUGCGUUGUGUAGGCACCCCCAGCAGCUCAGAGCUGGCCUGCAAGGGCUCCAGGGACAGUACCAGGACAGAAAGAAGAGCGGUAGCAAGUCCUUAUUUUUCAGCUACACAAAACGGAUUGGCGCUGUGAGAGGGAGAUGAAUUUAGCAAAAUGGUGCCUGUGGAUUAGCAUUCAGAGAGAGAGGGGGAGAGGCCUCCUCUAUUUUCCUUGCUAUUGUCACAGAAAUGGGUGCUUGAGAGGAUUUAAAUCAAACUUGCAGGGGAAUGUUGGCCCUUGAAGGCGAAGCACAGGUGAGGUAACUGGGAUAAAAUGGAGCCAGCUCUGUCAGAAGGGGCCCCCACCUCACACACUCAGAGAAGGAAGCUGAUGGCUGGAAAUAAGACCAGGGUGAGAAGAGGUCUGGAAAACCUGGCCUGUGAAGAAUGGGGUUGUUUAGUCUAUGAAAGAAAAGUCUAAGAGCAUGAGUAAUCCUUAGACAUCUAAAUAAUUAAUAUAGAGAGAGGUAGCAAUGGCCUGUGUUUUGAGUCCAUUCACAGAAGAACACAAAUAAAUGCAUGAGAAACAUGGAUGAUUAAGAUUUUGAAAUCAGUGCAAGCCUUUUAAGAAUAAGCCCAGAUGGGUGACAGAGACAUUUCCAGAUGAGAGGCAGAGUGUUCCUCAGUGGUAAUUUAAGAGAACAAGCUAAAGAGAAGCUAAAAUAGACCAGUUCUGUUGGAAGGGACCUACAGAGACCAUCUGGCCCAGCUGCCUGACCGCUUCAGGGCUAACCAAAGCUAAAGCAGAUGAGGGCCUUGUCCAAAUGCCUCUGGCACUGGGGCACCAACCACCUCUCUAGGAAGCCUGCUCCAGCAGUUUGGCCACCCUCUGGGUAAGGAAAUCCCACUGCCCUGUCCCAGGUGCGGCACCCGGUGUUUGGCUUUGUGGAGCUUCGUGCUGCUGGUGGUUGCGCAGAGCUCCAACAUCUCCAGGCCCCUCUGCAAGGCCUUUGGUGACGGUCCACGUUUUCCCCUGUUCAUACCUCAGAGAUAGGAAGUGGUCUCACUCACCUUCUCAACGUGUUCUUUGUGGUACCUCUGACAUUUAUUGUGCAUUGUAGCUCUAUUAUUUUUGAAGCCUGCUGCCUCUGGUUUUAACACAUAUGCAAGCCAAGAGUUACUCAAUUCAGCGGACUUAUUUAAUCAUCAGAAAUGUUAAAAUUAUUCAACCAAAGCAAGCAAAAAGCAAAAAUUGCCACUUGCACCAAAUAAUAGCAAUUUGUCAGCUUUAAUAGCUGCUGUAUAAUUUAUAAAGAUAAAAGGCUACAGUCAUUUCUUUUCAUUUUUAGGAGUUUUAAAUAGAUCCCAAAGUGCAAUCGCUGUGUGUGUGUACUGGAGCCUGUGUUCUGCCUCCCAGGAAGUAACAGAUGACCAGAGACACCAAAUCCCUUUACUUCACUGAUCUGUCUUACACCAUCUACAUGUUGAGAAAAUCAAAACAGAAUGGCUGGAUGGAAGAAAAGCAAACCAAGAUUUUUCUGGAUUUUAUUUUGCUCUAAUUUUUGGAAAAGGAGGUUUGCUGCUCCACUUGCAAAGCCUGAUUACCAGGAUAGAAAUAGAGAACCCAUUUUCUUGUUUUGGACUACCCAACACAAGACUUCUGUUUCCUGUCUUCUGGUCCCUGGCCACCCUUGGGGCGCUGUCACCCCCAUGCAGCGAGCAGACAGAACUCCUCAGGCGCUGUCCUGAGCACACAGAGUCACUGGUGUCCUUACAGCAGCACAGGAGAGCACCACAUCAGUUGUACUAUAAAGAGCACAGGAGCUGGAACACAAUCUCCUCCUCCUUCCCUGCACUGUUUCACCGGCAGCCUCGCUCACAGCUGGAGGAAGACAGCCUCGCCAGCAGCCUGAGCAGAAGCUGGGAGAAGGGAAGUCUUCUGCUCUUUGCUCUGCAGGAAAACCAUCUUUGUAUAAACUGCUCACAGUAACACCCUGUGUUCACAUUGCCUCCAGAAGAGUAUGACAUCUGACCACUUCUUCUUUCAAGUUUGCUUUAAUCAAGAAGUUGCUAAGAACAGAACACUGGGAAGGAUGAGGAGGUUACAAUGAUCACAUACUGAACUGGAGUCAACAAUAUACUCCCGGAGAAAACCAACACAGAGGAAACAUAUUGCAUUGGGAAGUCUCAGCAGGUGGUUAUUAACAUCCUGCAGCGAGUCAUCACUUGAGCCUGAAGUUUGUGUGGAUGAAAUAAGGAGUAUAUGAAACUGGAUGAAAUUAAGUUCUCCAUCUAUUCAUUUGGGACCCUGAUGAAUGAUACAUGUUGAGAAGUAGAAGAUGGUGAAUUCCACAGACAAUGCAACCGAACAGUGUAUUAUUGACCAUAAUAUCCACCAGAUAUUAUCCCCUGUGGUAUACAUAUUUGUAUUCAUAAUAGGCUUGCCAGCCAACUGCCUGUCACUGUACUACGGGUACUUACAGAUCAAGGCUAAAAAUGAAUUGGGUAUCUACCUUUGCAAUUUGACUGUAGCAGACCUCUUUUACAUAUUUUCUUUGCCUUUCUGGAUCCAGUACGUUUUACAGCAUGACAACUGGACCUAUGACGAACUGCUGUGCAAAAUCUGUGGCAUCCUCUUGUAUGAGAAUAUCUAUAUCAGCGUGGGCUUCCUCUGCUGCAUCUCCAUCGACCGCUACCUAGCAGUAGUGCACCCUUUCCGGUUUCAUCAGUUUCGGACAAUGAAGGCAGCUAUGAUUGUGAGCGCUGUUAUCUGGACCAAAGAAAUAAUGACCUGCUGCUUUGUCUUUACACGCGGGGAGAUCAGUAUGGAUGCCGAGAGCCAUGUGGUAUGCUUUGAGCAUUACCCCAUCAAAGACUGGGAGCACAACAUCAAUUACUAUCGCUUCUCUGCUGGCUUCCUUUUCCCCUUCUUUCUGCUGGCCUUCUCUUACUGUGGGAUUUUAAGAGUUGUCCAUAAGAGUCAUGGCACUCAAAAGAAUAAGAAAAUCCAAAUUAAACGACUGGUUUCAAGCACUGUCUUCAUUUUUUUAGUGUGCUUUGGACCAUACCAUAUCCUACUUGUAAUUCGCAGCGUGUUUGAGAACAACUGCUCAUUUGCUGACAAAAUAUUUAACAUUUACCAUGCUUCUCUCCUGUUGACUACUUUUAACUGUGUUGCUGACCCAGUAUUGUACUGUUUUUCCAGUGAAAGCACUUACCAUAACUUUGCCAAGAUACGAGACUCUUGUUUAACAUGUUUAGGAUGUCUAAAGACCGAGAUGAAAGAAUCCUAUCAGCUGAGUGCUCCAGAAACUCCCAACAGGCCACAACAUGAGCAACAGCCAGGGUUAUUACAAAAAUCAUGUGAUACUACUGAAACAAUGGAAGACUCUUCAAUUAACAUGGGCUAUUUAUAGCGUUCAUCAAAAAGGACACAUAAAAUGUCCAUGUAUGACUGUACGUACCCAUCUGAUUUAUCUAUGUAUUAAACUGUUUUACCUCCCAAAGGCUUAUUAGCAAUGCAAUAUAGUGAGGUGCCCUUAGCUACAAUUGUCUGUUGUCAUUAUGGUACCACUCAAUACCAGUCACCUGGCAUUGACUGAAAUAAGCUAGUACUCAUGGUGUGGUUCUUUAACUGCUGUCUUUUUGCAGCACCAGGAGAAAAAAAGAAUCUCAACAGUCUGUUGAAAAGGUUGGAGAUAGAACAAGUUAAAUGUGCCCGUAAGUUCUUUUGAAAAGAAAAAAUUGAUGCAUUUUUGCAAUGCAUUAUGUACUUCUCUGAAAUAACUCCUUCUCCAGCUAGUUUAAAGGUGUGCAGAGACUUUGCAAGAGCCAACUUGCUAAAACAACUCAUCAAAUAAUAUGAGAUGUUCUGGGACAACAGGCACAAGAAAUUUAUCAUCUGCUGAGACCUUCAGUGUGUGGAUUGACUGUUGAAACUCGUCAUAAGGCUUCUGUUGACUUCCAGAGGUAUGAGAACUCUUGGCUCUGACUGGAAUAAAUAAUUCAAUUUGUAGACUUGGAAAAGAACAGGAGGUUUGUAGUAUGUGUCAUGCAUUUAACCCAUGCAUUUCUCUGAAUCAUUGUCUUCAAACAUUAAUUUAGUUGCAACAAAAUUCUACUGAACCUUGAUUUGGACUGUGUCCUUCUAAAUCUUGUCUCUCGUGUCACCAUGCAGGUAAAUAAUAGUGGAUUUGUCAGUGAAACUCCUAAAUGGAUUCUGCUCAAACUCUGUUUUCACUAAUAGGUAUUAUAGCUUAGGCUUUCGUCAUUGUUCAGUAAAUACAGUAUCAGAAAUAUGAUAUGAGAAUGAUCCAUAAUGUUUUCUAGUUUAGACAGAAACAAAGUACAGGAAUACCUGGAGAUAGUUAAAGAUGAGGUUGUUGUGCUCUAUAAUAGAAUUUAUACAACCAAGUCCUCUCUAGUUUUUUGUUGGUGGGGUGUUUUUUAUAUAUAUAUUCUUUCUACUAAUGAAUCCUGUUUCUUCUUUGUUAUCUCAUCAUAAUUUCUCGUAUCUGUAUCUGUUACACCGUGAAUAUUACCUCAUCCUUUCACUUAUUCUAUAAUUUCAAGCAUUUCUUGAAAACCUUUGUCUCUGCAAUCCAGAGUUGAUAACAUGCAGUAGUACUUUUUUUUUGUUUCUUUUUAAUGUCAAAAGAUUGUCUAGACGGACCUUCUAUACCUGAUAUCUCAAAUAUGUCACUGUACAUAGCCUCGCUUGUCUGUGAUUUUUAAAAGGCAGCAUGCUCUUAGAGUUUUUUGGAAACCACCCUGAGAGUGCAAUACUAGAAGUAAUUAGGCGAUGUGUUUAAUAAAUAAUGUUUUUAUUAUUUUCUUCUUAUAUUUGUUCAUUUUGUGUUCGGAAUAACUAUACUAUGGCUUUGGCUCACAAGAUUCUAUUUGUGAGACUACAGAUCCUCUCCUCUGCUUUUACAGAAAGGAUUCAUGUCCCCACUCUAAGGAGGGGAUUAGGUUUGCUUAGGUUAACAUUUGCUUUGUUUAAUUCUUUUGCAUUUCUUUAUACUUAGACCACUCACCAUGCUGGAUUAAUUACCUUAUUACAUGCAUUUUUCUUCUGACUAUCAGUGCUGUUUAGCUUUACUUUCUGUUAGUCUUUCCUCCAGCCUCUCCAGUCUGCCUGUAUCAGCUGGGUUGGAAGGCAGGGACUCCCGACUGCCAUAAUCCAUCCGUGUAUGUUGUUGAAAACACAGCCAACUGCUCAGGCUCCCAUGACCUGACAUGCUGCAAGACACACACAUGGUUUGUUCUAAGAUAAAACAUUUGUUGCCCUGUUUACGCUUUACUUCUUUAUAGUCACCCAUGUUGUUUAAAUUAGCUGGGAUGCAGAGCACGCCACAUUACAUGCAAAUACCGUCUGACAGAUUAAGACUUAGUUAUGUUGGUACUUUGUUGUGGUCAACUUUUGGUCAGCUGCUACAGUUUAAAUCAGAUGGAAACGGUCCAGCACCCUGCUGCAGUUAUCAUCAUCUAACCUGCCAACCAGGCAGGGAGGGAAAGGUCGCUCCUCCCUCCCACCCCAGCACGAAGUCAGUAUUUCAUCAACUAUUCCUAUAUUGUAAUGGUUGGGCGUAGGCUGCAGAACUGCGACCACCAUGGGAGGAAAGUAAACCUCAGAGCCUUUCUAUUUCAUCCCGAACAUAAUCAAGGGUUGCUAGAGAUGUUACAUAUUGGCAUUGGAUUAAAUACAGGGCUUGGGACUGCACAGGAGAAAGCAUUUUUAAAAUGCGCAUUAGAGAAAAAGACUAAUAAUUUAUUACAUUUUAUACUUAGCAAAAUCUGACUGUUAAAAUGUAUAUUUUGGAAAGAAAAGUACAAAAGUUUAUCAAAUCAAGUUCAUUUGAUGAAAAUCAGUGUUUGGAAAGAAUAAUGUACAUCUGUUAGCGUAACAGGUCACUAAGCAUGUAGCACACAGAGAAAGAAAUCACAUGACUCUAUCUGAACAGGUAUCUUUAAAUUACAUCAACUUCAUUUUGUGGGUUCUGUGCACCAACGAACGUAUGCGAUCCUAUGGGGUUACUGGCUUUGGCAAAAAAAAAAAAACACAAAACACUCAAGUACUCUUACUGAACAUCUUAAUGGUUUUAGAUAAUUUUGGAGACUUCUAAAGGAGCUAUUUUCUAAUUGUGAGACAGUUUCACCACAAUGUCCUUCGAAAAGGUUUUAAGCAAAAUUAAUCAAAAAAAAAAAAAAAGACUGAGCCAUAAAUUAUCCAUUGGAACCUUUGGCAAAUCUGACUGUCUGUCAGCAUUCCGGCGUUAAGAUUUUCUCUCAUACAUGUUCAACUGUUGUAGAUCUUUACAGGCUGUGUAUCCUCAAGGAAAUCAGAAGAUUAAUGUUCUAAGAAUGCUGGCGUUUGUGGUACAAAGUGAUUUUUCUUAUUCUCAAAGCGUUACAUGUUUGUCUUAGAUAAGAAGGGAAAAAAAAAAAAAAAAA